Messenger RNA from Cutaneotrichosporon oleaginosum, 2718 nucleotides. RefSeq lists its product as uncharacterized. Gene Ontology annotation, cellular component: COG complex; Golgi apparatus. Lineage: Eukaryota; Fungi; Basidiomycota; Tremellomycetes; Trichosporonales; Trichosporonaceae. Gene Ontology annotation, biological process: intra-Golgi vesicle-mediated transport. The record is from RefSeq and is a predicted model, not a curated record.
AUAACAUCCUCCUCGACACUAGGCGCCAUGGCAACAGCGACGCCCCGCCGGCAGAGCGCGGCGUCUCUAAUGUCAGCGCACCCCGGGCCGUCGUCGUUCCGGCGGUCUCCCCUUCCCCGGCGGUCAAGCAACAUGACUCAAACGUCCGAUACGCCUUCCUCCCUCGCCCCGUCCGGCCGCGGGCAUAGACGUCGCGCCGCUCUGGUCGGCAAAGAGGAGGAGGUGGACUGGGCCACAGUUGACCCGGACGAGGUCUUCCGCCGCUUGCCGGUGCACGAAGUGAAACGCGUCGAGGCUAAGAUGCGCGCGGAUGCGUUGAACAAGCAGUCCGAACUUCGGUCUAUGGUCGGGACUCGGUAUCGCGACCUUCUGACUUCUGCCUCGCAGAUCACUGCCCUCCACAGUUCUUCCCUGCGGCUGAGUGCAAGUCUUAAAGCAGUGGGCGCCGCCUGUGCCAAUCCCAACGUUGAGGUGCCCGAAGUCGAGGGCGAAGGCGUCAGCGAUCUCUUGCCAGUGGCCGCACACGUCAAGCUCCUCCUCGACGCGCCUGAGGCGCUGUACUCCCAUCUCGCCCACCAUGCGUAUUUGAACGCAGCGAUGCUGUGGCUACUCGCGCGCGUAGUCAAGGACGGGCUGAACGAGAUGCCAGAUGAUGUCAAGGGCCCAUACGUUGCCCUCAUGCAGAAGCAGUGGGAGGUGCUCCUCCCGUUCCGCGGACAGAUUGUCUCGCGAGCGACAACGGCCCUACGAUCCCGCGAACCCUUAGAGAAACAGCAAACAGCAGACACACUGCUGUCUCUGAUAUUGCUGGACGGCUUGAGUAUAGACGACGCGCUUGAGCUGCUUCUAUCCCAGCGUCUGCGCUCCUUGCGAGACAUCCUGGCUCAUGGCACCGGUCGGCGGCGGUCUUCAACCCGGCGCGAGUCCUUCUCCCAAGCGCGAAAGGAAGGAGACGUUGACAAGACAUUAGCGGAAGCACUUAGGUGCAUCCUCGACACGGAGACCCUCGCGCACGCUCUUUUCGAGCGCCGCCGCGACAGCAGCGUCAUCGAGGACGCGAUCCGACUGAUCCAGGCUGGGGAAGAAGCACCUAAGCCCACACCCAAGACCCACAACCGCCGUGCGUCCCGCAUUGCAUCCAUCUCCCUCCCGCUUCCGCCCGUUGUUCGUAGCGCCGCGGGCCCACCAACCAGCGCUUCACGCGUGCUCUCGACCAUGCCUGCUUCCCAGAUCCUUCUUCGUUACCUCCCGCCGGCCGUGACCGGAUUCACGCCGUUCAUCGCACCAUCUCCCACCCCGUCACUCUCUGAUCGCCUGAGUCCAUGGGAGACACAAGUCGUGGCCAUCUUGCGGGACGCGGUGCCUUCCUGGCUCGCGGGCCUCACCUCGGUGGCGGACGUGUGGGCGCUCCGCUCCUCGACAUGCGAUCUUCUUCCCGCCAAGGGCAUGGGAGCGCGCAUUAGCGAAGCAAUGGAGGCCGAGUGGGGUGGGAGGGUGCAGGCCAUCUGGACGGCCAAACUCGAUGCCCUCGUUACGGGCGCGCGGGAUGCAGUGCAGGCGGCUGCGGACAAGAUCCGGUCAGGUGUGGAAGUGCCAGACAACAAUCCCGCCAGCUACACCUUCUCGGACAUCACCUUCCCCUCCGCUUCAACGCUCGCCGGGUCGAGUGGAGCAGGUUUUACCAGUUUCCUGGGCAACCUCAAGAAGAGGGCGGCGCAGCGCACUCCACUCCUAGACUCCGUUCUGGGCGGGUUGGAGGAGGCUGCUGCGGACAUUGCAGCCGACUUGGCCGGCCUGGCUAUGGGCGAUGGCGGCAGGUUGGGCGGAGCGCUCGGCGCGCUCGUGCACGCACUCUACGAUGUGCUCUCUGAAGCCGGUGGGCAUAGAGACAAGACGGGGAGCGUUGAAGCCGAGCUCUUCGUCGGCCGCGUCGCUCUGUUCUUGGCACACGGGUCCAGCUUCCUCUCUGACCUUGGGUCUAGUGGCGCAGAGCUGGAGCGCGCUCGUACGGCCCUCAUGGAAACGCACACCGAGAGCACGAUUCAGUGGCAGGCUGCCGCGAUCGACGCCGCCCUGGCUGCCCUCCUCCCUCUUUUCGACCAUCACAGAGGGCCUGCCCAAGUUCGCGCGAGCUGGCAGGGCCCGCAUCCGAUCGCACCCAGCCCGCAGCUCUUGGCCGCCUUGACGCGUCUGGUGUCGGAAGUGCGCCGAUUGGGCACUCCGCCAGGCGUGUCGCUUGAGACAGUCCCCCGCCUUCUCAAGGCCUUCAGAGCGGAGGCGCGCGACCUCGACGGCUGGGAGGCGAGCAGCGGCGAAGGGGCAGGCGAGCUCGCAUCGCAGGCCGCAUUCGAUCUCGCCUUCCUCGAUCUCCUGACGCAGGACGACAUAGCCUCUGAUGAGGUCAUCAAGAGCCUGCUCGACGACGUCGCGCUCGGCGACUUCGCCCAGCGAUUGCCCGAGCUGGCGGGUGAAGCGCUCCGGCGGACCCAGGUCGUCCUUUAUCCCCUUGUUGUGCACCUUCCGCAGGCGGAGCAGGGCAAGCGGGAGCGCGGUGGUGCGCUAUUGCGUCUCGGUGCGCCCACGCUUAGAGGCGGUGUUGGGGCGGAAUUCAAGAGCCCCCUCGCAGUCGCGAGGCCAGGGAAGCGCUUCGGAUUGCUCUCCAUCGUUGUUUAGGUGUGAAUCUAGUAGACAUGCGACAUGCAUAACGCUAUCGUCAUG